Diachasma alloeum is the source of this 3938-nucleotide messenger RNA. It is a transcript of the gene Fur2, whose product is annotated as furin-like protease 2. Gene Ontology annotation, biological process: protein processing. Bases 340 to 3798 code for a protein of 1152 amino acids. The record is from RefSeq and is a predicted model, not a curated record. Gene Ontology annotation, cellular component: Golgi membrane; trans-Golgi network. The transcript is spliced from 11 exons. Gene Ontology annotation, molecular function: serine-type endopeptidase activity; protein binding. Lineage: Eukaryota; Metazoa; Arthropoda; Insecta; Hymenoptera; Braconidae.
GGUGCCCUGAAGAACUACUACCUCUUCACUCAUCAUCACAUCCACAAGCGCUCCCUGGACACAAGCGAACACCAUCACAAACUUCUCCGCGAUGAGCCCCAGGUGCACUGGUUCCAACAGCAGCACGAGAAGAAGCGUAAGAAGCGGGAUUACGACAUACCUGGGUCCUACGGUUUUGGUAGUGACUAUUCCAGUUUGUUCGAGGACUAUUCACCGUCUCGACAGCGUCAGGCAUUCCAUCGUCAACGGAAUCGCGGCGCACCACUUCAAAAUUUAUUCACGGAUCCACUCUUCAAGGAACAAUGGUAUCUGAACGGAGGUGCCAAAGAUGGUUUUGAUAUGAACAUUGCACCAGCCUGGCAGAAGGGGUACACAGGUAAAGGCGUGAUCGUAUCAAUUCUGGACGACGGUAUCCAAACAAAUCAUCCUGAUUUGGCGAUGAAUUACGAUCACGAAGCCAGUUAUGACAUCAAUAACGAUGACGCUGAUCCAAUGCCGCAGGACAAUGGGGACAAUAAGCACGGCACACGUUGUGCUGGUGAGGUAGCCGCUGUUGCAUUCAAUCAGUAUUGCGGAGUGGGUGUCGCUUACAAUGCCAGUAUCGGAGGAGUGAGGAUGUUAGACGGUAUGGUAAACGAUGCAGUUGAAGCUCGAGCACUCGGACUGAAUCCCGACCACAUCGACAUUUACUCCGCCUCGUGGGGCCCUGAGGACGAUGGCAAAACAGUCGAUGGUCCGGGCGCCCUUGCCAGACGUGCAUUCAUCUAUGGUGUUACUAGUGGUAGAAAAGGUAAAGGCUCGAUCUUCGUGUGGGCCUCGGGCAACGGUGGUCGUCAUACAGACUCGUGCAACUGUGACGGCUACACAAACAGUAUUUUCACCCUGUCGAUAUCAUCGGCGACCCAGGGUGGUUAUAAGCCCUGGUAUUUGGAGGAAUGCAGCUCAACCCUGGCGACAACAUAUUCGUCAGGCACGCCGGGCAAUGAUAAGAGUGUAGCUACUGUUGAUAUGGAUGGAAAAUUACGACCAGAUCACAUAUGCACGGUUGAACAUACGGGAACAUCAGCAUCGGCUCCUCUUGCCGCUGGAAUAGCUGCUCUUGCUCUCGAGGCUAAUCCCAAUCUGACCUGGAGGGACAUGCAGUAUCUCGUGGUGCUGACGUCCAGGUCUGGACCACUUGAAAAGGAGCCGGGAUGGAUUUUAAAUGGAGUGAAGAGAAAAGUCUCUCAUAAAUUCGGUUAUGGACUUAUGGAUGCAGGGGCUGUCGUCAAUCUCGCCGAGCAAUGGACCAAUGUACCACCUCAGCAUAUUUGUAAGUCACAGGAGAUCAAUGAGGAGCGGUCCAUCGAUCCCACUUUUGGCUAUACACUCAAUGUUUAUAUGGACGUCAGUGGAUGCGCCGGCACUCUCAAUGAGGUUCGCUUCCUGGAGCAUGUGCAAUGCAAGGUGUCUUUGCGAUUCUUUCCACGUGGUAAUCUCCGUUUGCUGCUGACAUCACCAAUGGGAACUACCUCGACAUUGCUGUUUGAACGACCCAGGGAUAUUGUUGGCUCCAACUUUGACGAUUGGCCAUUCUUGAGCGUACACUUUUGGGGAGAAAAAGCUGAUGGGAGAUGGACCCUCCAGGUCAUCAAUGCUGGAAAUAGGAGGGUCAGUUCACCCGGUAUCCUGAAGAGGUGGCAGUUGAUAUUCUACGGAACCGCAACAAACCCAAUAAGGAUUCGAACGCGACAAUUUAAUCCGGUACAGCAACAGACGAAUUAUCCUUCCUUCCCAAUAGAUCACUCAGUGGCAUUGGAUCGUCUUUUUGGCAACGACUACUAUCGGUCAUCUGGGUUUCAGAAUUACCAGGGGCAGUAUGCUGGUGCUGCAUCUAACGUACAGGCGUCAGUGGCAUCCUUGGAUGGCUCAUCAGCCCCAAUUCUUACCAAUCGAUUGCCGGGAGACAUUGUAGACGACGUCUCCAGGAAUCUCCAGGGCUCAUUGGAUCCGUCAAGGAGAAUUGUGCACGAGUGCGAUCCACAGUGCGAUCACCAGGGCUGCUAUGACAAGGGACCCACUGAAUGCGUCGCUUGUAAGACGUACAGGCUUGACAAUACAUGUGUAAGUCGAUGUCCGCCGAGAAGUUUCCCAAACCAGGGUGGCGUUUGUUGGCCUUGUCACGAGUCCUGUGAGACUUGCGCUGGGGCUGGUCAAGAUUCUUGUCUCUCCUGUGCCCCAGCACACCUGCGUGUCACCGAUCUCGCCGUGUGUCUGCAGCAGUGUCCUGAGGGCUAUUAUGAAAACACUGAGAACAAUACCUGCGUCCCCUGCGAAGCGAACUGCGCGAGCUGCCAAGAUCGCCCUGAUCACUGCACGUCCUGCGAACACCACCUCGUGAUGCACGACACCAAGUGCUACGCGGCGUGCCCCCUCUACACCUACGAGACGCAGGACUACAACUGUGCCCCCUGCCAUCCAACCUGCGAGACGUGCAAUGGCACCCUGGAGACUCAGUGCAUCAGCUGCAAGCUCUCGCACUUUUCCCUGAACGGCACCUGUCACUCCUCUUGCCCCCAGGGCUACUAUCCUGAUAAAAAACGCAGGGAAUGCGUUCCCUGUCCCCCAGGCUGCUCCACCUGCGUCACAGGGGCCUGCACAAGCUGCAUCGAUGGCUGGAGCCUCAACAAGAAGAACCUGUGUGCCCCAGUCUCCAGGUCAAAGUGCGACAUCUCCGAGUACUUCGAGGAUAAUCAGUGCAAGCCCUGCCACUCAACCUGCGAGACCUGCGCAGGGCCAACUGAAGACUUCUGCAUUUCCUGCCAGUCUCCUUUACUCCUGCAGAACCGAAGAUGUGUGGCACAGUGUGACGAUGGUUUCUACUCGGUGGCCCAACCCUCAAGGUCCAUUUGUUCGCCCUGUCUCCAUACCUGCAGAACGUGUGUUUCUAGAUUGAAUUGCACGGCUUGUGAGGACGGACUGCAGCUGCAAAGUGGGGAGUGCAGGUCAUCUUGUGCUCAGGGCUACUACUCGGACAGGGGCCAAUGCGCCAAAUGCUACCUCUCCUGCAAAACCUGUUCAGGCCCAAGGAGAGAUCAAUGCGUCACCUGUCCCCAGGGAUGGCAGUUGGCAGCGGGUGAAUGUCACCCCGAGUGUCCCGAAGGUUUCUUCAAGUCUAAUUUUGGAUGUCAAAAGUGUCACCACUACUGCAGGACCUGCAAAGGCGAAGGACCCCUAGAGUGCACCAGUUGUCCUGAACAUUCGAUGCUCGAGGAUGGCCUCUGUAUGGAGUGUCUUGGGGCCCAGUACUACGAUCCCUUAACCCAACUCUGCAAAAACUGUCACGCUGACUGCAGGAGGUGCUCAGGUCCCGGCAAGUUCAGCUGCGCUGCUUGCACCCUGCCUCUGCAUCUCGAUAAACUCAAUAAUCAGUGUGUGCCAUGCUGUAAUGGGAAAAAGAAGAAUGAGAGUGAGGAGUGCUGUCUCUGUGAUCCUGAGACUGGCGGGUGCAGGAACUCUUCCCCUGCGGGGAAGAGGCGGGUCGCAGGGGCUGAAGAGCCGGCUCCUGGGGUGCAGUUUGAUACGGAGUUCGAGAGUCUAGAGGCCAAGGGCACGGGCGAAGAAUUCGCAGUGACUGCUGCCACCAUGAUGGCGGUGGCGAUCUGUGUUGCUGCGGUUGCACUCUUUGCGGCUAUUUUUGUGGCACUGCAGGCCGUGUCCAGACGAAGAGAGUCCAGCCUUGGCUACACAAAGCUGUCGGUGACCGUUGAGCCGCCUGAGGAGAUCGAGGCUGAUGACACGACAGAGCUCAUGACUUAAAAUCCACCAAGUAGAUAGUCAAUGAACCAAUUCAUUUAAAAUACCGAAGAAACAUUCAAUGUCUUCGUCUCCGUAGAAUCUUGAAAAAUCCCCAUGGUGUUGAAACUUGUGCCAGAGGGACAGAGUAUCGACCCCCCCCC